AUGUGUGGAGAUGGGGCUGAGGAGGCCAAGUCUCACGCGCACCUGCUGGGGCAGACCUUGGAGAACCAGGCAAUUGGAGGAGGAGGAGGAACAGGGUUCAAGUUCCUGGGGAAGAGCCUCCCUCCUCCCGCCAGCAUCUGGGCCAAAGGGGCGCCAUGUGGAUAGGACCUGAGGUGCAGAAUCGAGGUGGCUGCAGGGAGACUCUGGUGGCUCUGGAUGUGGCUUCAUUUAUGCAAUGGGGACAUUAGUCAGCAAGACCUUUGACGUCGCUGCCAGCUCUGAGGACUGAGAUUUCUGAGCGGAGGACCAUCACAGGGUGACAGGAAAGAAGGCGACACCAUAAAAGGGCGUCUGCACGGCAUCUCUUAAAGCAACAUGCCAAGCUGCACUGACUUCAGUUCAGGCAAAUACUAACUGCUGCUCACAGAGACUGGGACAAGCUGCUGCUAUAGACUCUGACCACCACCACUGAAUCUUGAAAUGGCUAACAAUUUUACUACGCCCUCUACAACUCCCCAGGGAGAUGGCUGUGACCUUUACACACACCACGCCACUGCCAGGGUACUGAUGCCUCUCCAUUACAGCCUCGUCUUCAUCAUUGGGCUGGUGGGAAACUUGUUGGCCUUGGUUGUCAUUGUUCAAAAUAGGAAAAAAAUCAACUCUACCACCCUUUAUUCAACAAAUUUGGUGAUUUCUGACAUCCUUUUUACCACUGCUCUGCCUACACGGAUAGCCUACUAUGCGCUGGGCUUUGACUGGAGAAUGGGUGACGCCUUGUGCAGGAUAACCGCGCUGGUGUUCUACAUCAACACGUACGCAGGCGUGAACUUCAUGACCUGCCUGAGCAUUGACCGCUUCUUUGCUGUGGUGCAUCCCCUGCGCUACAACAAGAUGAAAAGAGUCGAAUAUGCAAAAGGUGUCUGCAUAUUUGUCUGGAUCCUAGUGUUUGCUCAAACACUCCCACUACUCAUCAACCCGAUGUCUAAGAAGGAGGCGGAAAGGACUACGUGCAUGGAAUACCCCAACUUUGAAGACAUAGACUCCCUCCCCUGGAUUCUGCUUGGCGCGUGUGUCAUCGGAUACGUGUUUCCGCUCAUCAUCAUUCUCAUCUGCUAUUCUCAGAUCUGUUGCAAACUCUUUAGAACUGCCAAACAAAACCCUUUAAGUGAGAAAUCUGGCGUAAACAAAAAGGCUCUAAACACAAUUAUUUUUAUUAUUGUUGUAUUUGUUCUCUGCUUCACACCUUACCAUGUUGCAAUUAUUCAACACAUGAUUAAGAAGCUUCAUUUUCAUGAUGUUCUAGAAUGCACUCAGAAACAUUCAUUCCAGAUUUCUCUGCACUUCACAGUAUGCCUGAUGAACUUUAACUGCUGCAUGGACCCUUUUAUAUAUUUCUUUGCAUGUAAAGGGUACAAGCGGAAGGUCAUGAAGAUGCUGAAACGUCAAGUCAGUGUAUCGAUUUCCAGUGCUGUGAGGUCAGCCCCUGAAGAAAACUCACGCGAGAUGACAGAGUCCCAGAUGAUGAUACACUCCAAGACUUCAAAUGGAAAGUAAAAAGGACUAUCUUGGACUUAAUGCAAACUGGAUGACCGACUCUGCAGGACUUCAAGACAAAUGAUCAUUCAACUUUUGACUGGGAUUCCUUUCGGUUCUUUUCACUGGGCGCCAUUCGCCAUGGUCAGUGUGGCAAUAAACUGAUUGAUAUAUCAAUUCAAGAGAAUGUAAAGCAAGUUCUAACUCAUAAAUAAUGUAUCAAUGGGGAAGCUGUCGUUUUUUUUUUUGGUACCGGGG
Messenger RNA from Fukomys damarensis (Damara mole-rat), 1791 nucleotides. It is a transcript of the gene Gpr183, whose product is annotated as G protein-coupled receptor 183. Gene Ontology annotation, cellular component: membrane. The coding region runs from base 481 to 1554 and encodes 357 amino acids. Gene Ontology annotation, molecular function: oxysterol binding; G protein-coupled receptor activity. The transcript has 3 exons. Gene Ontology annotation, biological process: G protein-coupled receptor signaling pathway. NCBI's taxonomy places the organism in Eukaryota, Metazoa, Chordata, Mammalia, Rodentia, Bathyergidae. The record is from RefSeq and is a predicted model, not a curated record.